Messenger RNA from Acanthoscelides obtectus, 297 nucleotides. NCBI's taxonomy places the organism in Eukaryota, Metazoa, Arthropoda, Insecta, Coleoptera, Chrysomelidae. The record is from the annotation of a GenBank genome assembly.
GCCAGUGUUUAGAUAAACGUAAUCGCUACCACCUAGCCUGUCCCGUCCCGAAGCACUGGUCAUUAUACUUCUGGCUCUGAGUGAAGUGAGUCAAGUGUUUAUUGUUUUUGUGCGGUUUUUUCGUCGGGCGUAAUAUCUUGCAACAAUGAGCGGUAAACGUAAAUUGCAGAAGAAAGAGUUUGAGAAGUUGAAGAAAAAGAUGAGGAAGCUGGAACGUUCAAUGAAGUUGGACUCUUCUAGUCUUGCUCUUCAACAUCCUCGUCCGGCAUCGAUGAAGCCAAGAAAGAGGUGAAUGUU